Zingiber officinale is the source of this 1338-nucleotide messenger RNA. RefSeq lists its product as uncharacterized. The transcript is spliced from 2 exons. The record is from RefSeq and is a predicted model, not a curated record. Lineage: Eukaryota; Viridiplantae; Streptophyta; Magnoliopsida; Zingiberales; Zingiberaceae. Bases 202 to 1116 code for a protein of 304 amino acids.
GCUGAGCCCAAACCCUAAAUUAGAGUCGAAAAACGAGCGUCAAUGAAAAAGAGAGGUCCCCAAACGUUCGCGGACAUCCCUCAUCCCUGCCUUUUCGAUUUUGGGGGAGAAUAAACCCUAGCUCUUGCCCUCGCACCCGAUCCGUCGUACCCUCUCGUGCUUUAGGGCUUCGAGAUCGUCGACCGUGAUGCCACGGCGGCCAUGACGACGCCGGCGGAGACGAAGAGGGACAACCGGCCUGCCGGGUGCGGCGGUGACGGCUGCGGCGUUCGCGACACCUGGCUGCUCCACCACGUUCGUCACCGAACCGUUUUCUGCCGCCUUUGCACUAAUUGCGUCCUUCGCUACCACCCUGGCUGCUUCUGCGCUUCCUGCUUCGAUCUCCUCCUCGACGGGGGCGCCUGCCCCGUCGUCCGUUGCUCUCGAUGCCCUUCCGUCUCCCACGCGGCCUGCCUUCCCGACCCCGCUGGCCCCUUCUUCUGCUCUAGCUGCUCCGAUGCCGGUAGUUCCGCCACCUAUUUCCCUCUUGGUGCGGAAAAAUCGGUGGAUCUCAAGUCGGCUAAAGUUCUUCUGGCUGCUGCCCAGUUGGCCGCCGCAUCGAUGAGCCGGGCGGCGUCAUCUUCCAGGGCAGAUUCUGAUAGAAAGGUCAAGGAAGCUGCAAUUGCAACGAAGAGAGCGAGGGAAGCACUCGAGAGGGUUAUUUUACUUUCCAAGGCUGAGAAGGAGAAGAAGAAAAGUGAAGCCCAUCCAAAUGUUUCAUUGAGUUCUAAGCCUGAAGUUGUGGAUCAUAAGAAAAAGAUGCCAAAGUUAAACAGUGCGGUAGCAGCCAUGGUGGGACAGAAGGUUCAGAACAGGGAGAGGGAUCGAUGGAUGAGGUUUCAGGAGCCGAUCAGGGUGGCCCAGAAGCAAGUCCAGGUCAAUGCAGAAGGUAAGAACAAGGUGGAUUCUAUGGUAGGGAUGCAGAGCCAUGCACAGAACGUUGAGACAGAGCGUAGGUUGAUUGCCAUCUCACAUGCUCCGAAAGCUGUGGGUCAAGGGGAGAGGGAUGAAAGAGGAGCCCUCAAAGGUUCUCAAGGUGGACAUGUUAAGGAUGACGUAGUUGUUGGUACUUGCUGAUAGUGUUCCUAGGAUUCCUGAAUCAACUCAAGAUACAUGUGGGACAAAGAUUAUGAAGCUGUCAAAGCUAGUUACUUAGUACCCCUAUUAUGCAGUUUGGAGUUGAUUGGUGCGUUGUGUACUUUAGAUAGCACGGUCAAUGUUUGCUUGCAGUCAUUGGAAAUUGUUAGGUGCAUUAUGUACUCCUAAUUUCUGUUUAAUGAAAUGCCUUUAUUUGAUCUA